Suncus etruscus (white-toothed pygmy shrew) is the source of this 2114-nucleotide messenger RNA. RefSeq names its product G protein-coupled receptor 3 (gene GPR3). Lineage: Eukaryota; Metazoa; Chordata; Mammalia; Eulipotyphla; Soricidae. Gene Ontology annotation, biological process: G protein-coupled receptor signaling pathway. Gene Ontology annotation, cellular component: membrane. Gene Ontology annotation, molecular function: G protein-coupled receptor activity. The record is from RefSeq and is a predicted model, not a curated record. The transcript is spliced from 2 exons. Bases 117 to 1109 code for a protein of 330 amino acids.
UCCCUCUCCCGCGGCCGCGGGGGCUUCUCGGGGUCCGCGCACACACCGGAGCCGCCCGGACCCGAGCAGAACCCUUCCCGCGGCCCGGCCACGCGUGCUCCUGCCUGCGAGGUACCAUGAUGUGGGGUGCAGGCGGCCCCCUGGCCUGGCUCUCUGCAGGCCCAGGAAGCAUUAACCUGAGCAGCGUGGGUUCAGCAGAGGGGUCCACAGGCCCGGCAGCCCCGCUACCAACCCCAACGGCCUGGGAUGUAGUGCUGUGCAUCUCGGGCACCCUGGUGUCCUGCGAGAACGCGCUGGUAGUGGCGAUCAUCGUGGGCACUCCUGCCUUCCGUGCGCCCAUGUUCCUGCUGGUGGGCAGUCUGGCCGUGGCUGACCUGAUGGCGGGCCUAGGUCUGGUCCUGCACUUUGCUGCCAAUUUCUGCAUCGGCUCAGCAGAGAUGAACCUGGUGCUGGUCGGGGUGCUGGCGAUGGCCUUCACGGCCAGCAUUGGCAGCUUACUGGCCAUCACUAUCGACCGUUACCUUUCUCUGUACAACGCCCUCACCUACUACUCGGAGACCACGGUGACGCGGACCCACGUGAUGCUGGCCCUCGUGUGGGGCGGCGCCUUGGGCCUGGGGCUGCUGCCUGUGCUAGCCUGGAACUGCCUCGAUGCCCCCAUCACAUGUGGCGUGGUGUAUCCACUCUCCAAGAACCAUCUGGUGGUCCUGGCCGUGGCCUUCUUCAUGGUGUUUGGCAUCAUGCUGCAGCUCUAUGCCCAGAUCUGCCGCAUCGUCUGCCGCCAUGCCCAGCAGAUUGCCCUCCAGCGGCACCUGCUGCCUGCCUCCCACUAUGUGGCCACCCGCAAGGGCAUCGCCACACUGGCCGUGGUGCUGGGCGCCUUUGCCGCCUGCUGGCUUCCUUUCACCGUCUACUGCCUCCUGGGUGAUGCCCAGUCCCCACGCCUCUAUACCUAUCUCACCCUGCUUCCUGCCACCUAUAACUCCAUGAUCAACCCCAUCAUCUACGCCUUCCGCAACCAGGACGUGCAGAAGGUGCUAUGGGCCAUCUGCUGCUGCUGCUCCUCUUCCAAAAUCCACUUUCGAUCCCGUUCUCCCAGUGAUGUCUAGCGGCGUGACCCUUGGUGACCCUUAGCCCCGAUCACUACAGAAUGCCAGGAAGAUAGGUCCUUCGGAGCUUUGUUCCAAACCCCCAAGACCCAGCUGGUUCUGGAGUUCUAGGAAUGGGGUGUUUCACAGGAGGCUGUCUAGAUCCCUGUAGGGCCAGCUGGCUCCAAGGUUCUUGAAUGUUCAAGUGGUUAGGGUUCCGUUCAAAAAAAGUCCCACAGCCCAGCUGGCUUGCAGUUCCUGAAUGCUGCCUGGGCAUUUUACAGUGCCAUUCCAAGUCCCUGAUCUUGUCCCAUCCUUGACCUUGACCAUGUCACUUUACUUUUGAGUUUGAAAGCUACUGAAGAGUCAGAGAGGUUAGUCCUCAGUUGCGGGGCUAGGGCAAAGACAGACCUGUAUAUAUGUGCACAUACAGAUGAUUUAUUAUUUAUUUAUUUAUCUAUUUAUUUAUGGGUGGCAAAGGGAAUAAAGAGACCCACACCUUGAAAUUCAGGCCAUUCCAGGGUACCCUCCAGUCCCACACCCCCAUAUCUGACCUCAGUUCCUAGAGGGGGAAAUGGGAGAAAGAAAAAACUACAUAUUUUGUUAUUGUUUUUGCUUAUUUUUUAUCAAAGAGAUCAUAGAAACCAGAGCCUUCUCCCCAGGCCCGCCCCCAACGGGUUUGCAGGAGGAACACACCAGCCUCUGGUUUUUUAUUUUUUUAAGAAGCCAUUACCUGAGCAACCAAGAAUUCCUCUGCGCUGGGGGCCGGCUGCCCUCUGGUGGCCAUUUUGGGGAACUGCAGCCCGGCCAACCAGCCGGGAUCAGGAUGUGCAAACCCCAACCCCAUUCCUGCCUCACCUCCAGCACCACAGCCACGGCCUGGGAGCCAGGCUUCACCCUGCGGUGCCCUUGAGGAGCCAGGGCAUGAGCCAACACCUAACCCCUCUGCCAACUGGGGUAUGGUCCCCAGUGCAUUCCCUAUUCCUGUCCCUGGCCCAGCCCACAAUAAAAAAUGAUUUUGUGAUA